Molecule: messenger RNA, 1014 nt
Organism: Guyanagaster necrorhizus
Lineage: Eukaryota; Fungi; Basidiomycota; Agaricomycetes; Agaricales; Physalacriaceae
Exons: 2
Coding region: 1-1014 (337 amino acids)
Biological process (GO): regulation of DNA-templated transcription
Molecular function (GO): zinc ion binding; DNA-binding transcription factor activity, RNA polymerase II-specific
Source: RefSeq, a predicted model, not a curated record
AUGACCACCACUUCUGUCGAUGAUUUUUUCAGCUCUCCAGCAAGUUUUUCUUUCGCGAACACGUCUAUGCGCCAGCGGACUCAGCAAGCUUGUGACAAGUGUCGAGAACGGAAAACCAAGUGUUCCGGCGAAAAGCCGGUCUGCAAGCGUUGCACUACCCGGGGCUUGAUUUGCCAGUAUACCAGUAGGGAAACGCGCGCGCGGGGAAGCGCCUCUACUCCAAAGCUGCGGAGCGCGGUGUCCAGCAUCGAUUUGCACGGUUCCAAGUUACACCAGGAAAAGCAACGAGAAAGGGAUUACCACUUUCUACGACAGCAGAGCCACAAUCUGAUCUCCCACGAUCUCUCGACGUCUCCAUCCUCGCAGUUUCCUCCACAACCAUUCCAGCUUACGAGUCAGCCACUCCAACCGUAUGCACCGUAUCAGUCCCAUUCCCAGCCAGCUUCUCUCUCUGGUUCACCAGUGAUCGAUUCUUUUCCGCCAUCGCAGUUACAGCUACCUCCACUUCCACAGUAUUCAGACAGCAGCCAGCCCUUGGACCCACCGCCAAGUAACGAUGGCCAGUGCCAUCCCAUUCGGAGGGCUCAAAGCCAGUCUUCGCUUCCCUAUAACUUCGAGGAGCCGUAUGCUCCGCAGGUGUUUUCACGCUAUGGAUACUACCUGCCCAAUGGGCUACCGAGCUCUACCAUGCCACCUCAGCAACACCACAGUCACCACCGCAGCCUGGAUGCUAUCUAUAACACGUCCCAGCCCAUGCCUACAUACGGCUUCCAAAACCUAAGUCUAGGCGAUUCAUACCCGCCACAGCUUGCCCUCGCCACCUCCGGUUCCUCCUCGUCGUCUUUCUCCGGGUCGGCGGACACUUCGCCUAUAUCAACCUGCGAGUCAGAUCAUGGUUCGAUGCCUUUGACACCGUCCCCAGUGAUACAUACACCAACCCCGUUAGCAUUCCAGAAUGUGCAGCUGUUGCAGGAAAGGAAGGUUAUGGAGUUCCAGACUGCGGAACGGUGGUGA